Molecule: messenger RNA, 1978 nt
Organism: Microsporum canis CBS 113480
Lineage: Eukaryota; Fungi; Ascomycota; Eurotiomycetes; Onygenales; Arthrodermataceae
Product: Atg26p
Exons: 2
Coding region: 11-1978 (655 amino acids)
Biological process (GO): carbohydrate metabolic process
Molecular function (GO): hexosyltransferase activity; UDP-glycosyltransferase activity
Source: RefSeq, a predicted model, not a curated record
CCAUCCUACUAUGUGGCCCGUGAUACCGAGAGAUCUUAAGCGCCCUAUAAUAUCUUGCUUGUUUCAGAACGUCCCUCUUCCCUCUCUCCCUUCGAAUAAUAUCGUCUACCGUGCAUUUGGUCCGUUUGUAAUAUCUGAUAGCAAGAUGUCGAAAGCGUUUUGGAGGCUCUGUGAGCUUCUAGCCCACCAGGGCCAGCAAGACCUUCCUACCGCUUUCCCGCCAGAAACAGAGGAAGAGAUUCAGCAACUAUAUGACCAAGUAAGCGGUCGUCGGCGGAGUAAAAGCAACGGAGGCAGUGAAAAUGAACCUGCCACAACGGAAACUACCAGCACUAGCGGGUCUGCACCUGUUGAUAGCACCACCCAUGACUUCGAUGUCCAAACUCUCAAAUCCUCCAUAUCUAACUUAUCCCAAGAUAACGCUCCCAUGUUCUUUGACGAUAACUCCGCGUCUAUUAUCAACUUCAAACCAACAGAACCACUGCGAAUAACCUGCCUUACUAUCGGUUCUCGUGGUGAUGUUCAGCCAUAUAUUUCACUCUGCAAGGGCUUGCUAGAAGAAGGGCACAAGCCCCGCAUCGCAACUCACAAGGAGUUUGAGAGCUGGAUAAGAGAGCAUGGUAUUGACUUUGCUCCUAUCGAUGGCGAUCCGGCAGAACUUAUGAGAAUAUGUGUUGAUCAUGGCAUGUUUACAUAUGCGUUCUUGAGGGAAGCAACCACAAACUUCCGCGGAUGGAUAGACGAUCUUCUUUCUUCGUCUUGGAAGGGCUGCCAGAAUUCCGAUAUCCUCAUAGAAUCCCCAAGUGCUAUGGCUGGUAUUCACGUCGCCGAAGCCUUGGGGAUCCCCUACUUCCGUGCCUUCACUAUGCCCUGGACAAAGACAGCAGUAUAUCCCCACGCAUUUGCUGUCCCGGACCGCAAUCUAGGAGGGACGUAUAAUAGACUUACUUAUGCAGUGUUUGACGCCUUAUUUUGGAAGGCUAUUUCUGGACAAGUCAAUAGAUGGAGAAAGAAGCAGCUUGGCCUGCAGCCUACAAGCCUCGACAAGAUGCAGCCAGAUAAAGUUCCUUUCCUUUAUAAUUUCUCCCCUUCGGUCGUACCGCCUCCCACAGACUAUCUAGAGUGGGUACGUGUGACUGGCUACUGGUUUUUGAACGCAGCGUCGGAUUGGACUCCACCAGAAGACCUUGUAGCAUUUAUUGCCAAGGCAAAGGCCGACAAAAAGAAACUGGUAUACAUUGGGUUCGGAUCAAUAGUCGUCUCUGACCCUGCAGCCAUGACGAAAACAGUGGUCGAGUCUGUACGAAAGACUGGUGUACGAUGUAUCUUGUCCAAAGGCUGGUCAGAUAGGCAUGGAGACCCAAAGAGUUCACAAGUGGAAAUUGAACUUCCCCCAGAGAUUCACCAAAUUGAUGCCGCACCCCACGACUGGUUAUUCUCCCAAGUUGACGCUGUUGCGCAUCACGGCGGGGCCGGAACAACUGGAGCCAGCCUUAGAGCUGGGGUACCUACUAUUGUGAAACCUUUUUUUGGAGACCAGUUCUUCUUUGGCACCCGCGUACACGAUCUUGGAGUUGGUUUGUGUAUGAAGAAAUUGAAUGUUGUUGCCUUCACCAGAGCGUUAUGGGAAGCUACUAAUAGCCAGCGCAUGAUUAUAAAGGCUAAACAAAUUGGCGAACGGAUCCGUCAGGAAGAUGGCGUUUCCAAGGCUAUUCAGUCCAUAUAUCGGGACCUAGAAUAUGCCAAAACUCUCACUUACUUACGUCGUACCGCUGCUGGUCAUCCUUCAAGUGAUGCCCUUGAUGAAGAGAGCCUUGAAGAUUUCCUAGAUGGAAUUGAGGAGUCUUGGACCUUCAUCGGUGACGAGAUAUUCCCGAGAACCCAGGAUCCCAGGAGCGAACUUGCUUCUCUGAUGGGCGGGGCUGCAGCUGGAACUUUACCACCUCUAGAUGAUGACGAAGAGGAUGUCGCUUGCUGA